Molecule: messenger RNA, 752 nt
Organism: Populus nigra (black poplar)
Lineage: Eukaryota; Viridiplantae; Streptophyta; Magnoliopsida; Malpighiales; Salicaceae
Product: non-specific lipid transfer protein GPI-anchored 5-like
Exons: 3
Coding region: 1-513 (170 amino acids)
Biological process (GO): lipid transport
Molecular function (GO): lipid binding
Source: RefSeq, a predicted model, not a curated record
AUGGCCCGCACAGCGAUGUCAAUGGAUUUGGCCAUGGUCCUAGUGACCAUGCUUUGUGCACGAGCCAUGGCUCAAUCAGAUUGCACAAGUGUUCUAAUCAGCAUGUCACCGUGCCUAAAUUACAUUACAGGGAACUCCUCAACUCCAUCCUCACAAUGCUGCACUCAGCUAGCUAGUGUUGUUCGCUCAUCACCCCAGUGCUUGUGCCAAGUUCUUAACGGCGGCGGCUCAUCACUAGGGAUCAAUGUCAACCAAACUCAGGCUAUAGCCUUACCUGGUGCUUGCAACGUGCAGACUCCACCUAUUAGCAGCUGCAAUGGUGCCUCUCCAGCUGCCUCACCUGCAGGAACAUCAGAAGCUCCAAGCUCCCCUUCAGGAACUGGAUCCAAAACUGUACCAUCAACACAAACAGCUGGAACAUCAGGUGCAAGCUCCAUCGAAUUCUCAAUCCCUUUACUGCUCCUCCUUCUCUUUGCUGCUUCAUAUGGUUCAGCCUUCACAAAGGUUUUCUGAUCAGGCAGUCAGAACCUUUCACUAAACCUUGCAUCUUGCAUAUUCUUGGUCAUUGUUGUAUUUUAUAAUAUAUUACCGAGUGUCAUCUUGGUUGAGGGUGCAUGUAUUGUUUAUUUUUUGCGACAUCUCAAGAGAUUGGUGUAGUUUUGUAUUGCUGGAGAUGUUAUGCUCUCUUCCCUUCCAAGCAAGACAUUUAUAUGAUCCAUGCUUGAAGGACAUCAGACAGAUUUUUCAUGUUA